ACAUAGUGUCAUUCAAUGAAGACUACGUCAAAAUGUGGCUAUUUUCGUGUGAAGAACAGUACUAUUUUACAAAAGAAUGCUAUCAGUACAUGGGAAUCACCUAUAAAUGCCAACAGAACAUAAAACCAAUGUGUAAACGAACGGCUAUGGAACUGCAAUCCAACAUAACCGACUAACAUGGACGAAAAUGACCUUUGAGCGUCUCACUCCAUCAAUGACCUUGAGCAUGCGGGAUAAUUUCAGCCGGGAAAUACUAGUUUUCAAAGAUGUAAGCACGUGCUCGUCUUCACGCGCGAUAUCUAAAUCAGUUGUUACUUUUGAAAGAAAUAGAAAUAUCAGUUCAUCGAUAAUGCGGUGGAUCCCCCUUGAAGCAAAUCCUAAGGUGAUGAAUGAGUACAUGAAUAACCUUGGAGUUGUUGAUAGUGUAUGGAAAUUUACCGAUGUAUUUAGUUUGGAUGAUGAUAUGCUUGCAUUUAUACCGCAACCAGUCAUAAGCCUACUGUUCUUAUAUCCUUUAGGCAACUCGAUUGAAAAUGCAUCAUUAGGCGUUGAGGAUAAUUCAUCUAAGGUUAUUUUAAUCAAACAAACCGUUGGUAAUGCUUGUGGAACUAUAGCUAUAUUGAAUGCUAUAGCUAAUAAUCGAGAUAAAUUGAGUAUCAAAGAUGGUUCAUUUUUAAGCAAUGCCUUAGAUGGAAUUGAAGAUAUGACACCUGCUGAACGUGGUGCUGUAAUGGAAAGUAAAAAGGAUCUGUCUAUGUUACAUGAAAAAUCAGCUCUGGAAGGACAGACAAAUGCACCUGAUGCAGAGUCAAAAACAAAUUUACACUUUGUCUGUUUUGUUGAACAUUGUGGUAGUCUAUAUGAACUUGAUGGUCGAAAAAAUGCGCCUAUUCGACACGGAUCAAUUACAUCAGCUGGUUUUCUAUCGGAUACAUGCAAUGUUGUGAAAAAAUUCAUUGCAAAUUCACCUGAUACUGUGGAUUUCAGUUUGAUGGCUUUAUGUCCUGAAAACAACUGA
Trichobilharzia szidati is the source of this 1018-nucleotide messenger RNA. NCBI's taxonomy places the organism in Eukaryota, Metazoa, Platyhelminthes, Trematoda, Strigeidida, Schistosomatidae. The record is from the annotation of a GenBank genome assembly.